This is a messenger RNA of Fopius arisanus, 964 nucleotides long. RefSeq lists its product as uncharacterized. The record is from RefSeq and is a predicted model, not a curated record. The transcript is spliced from 2 exons. Lineage: Eukaryota; Metazoa; Arthropoda; Insecta; Hymenoptera; Braconidae. The coding region runs from base 11 to 697 and encodes 228 amino acids.
GCCAGACAGGAUGGACAAGAUAACGCGGUAUCUGGAUGAUACCCGAGCUAUAACUGCACCAACAACACCAUGUGGCCUCUCCAUUGGGAGUCCCAGUCAGAGAUUCUUCGAGAGUGACAAUGCCAGUGAAGUUGGCACUUGUAAUGGUUUCUCUUCCCAUCCUGGCAGCAAAUCCAAUCUUUUGUUGUGCAUUCAGUGCGACCUGGAGGCACGUGCCUGCUCCUACAGGCCUCAUACACCCUCCAGCAGAUUCGACAGGUAUAUCGAGGAGGAUCGAGCGAAGAUAUGCGACGAGUGCGAUUAUCAGUGCCCUCACUGCAACAUGAACACUCACGAUGAGCCCGAUCUCAUCUGCUUUCGAUGCGAGGAUGAGGAUCCCGUCCUCUGCUCCACGUGCGACGAGCCCAUCACCGAGGGCACUGAUUCCAAUGGAAAAGGUACCCUUGGAAACUCGUCGUCCAGUGACAAUGGGCAUUACCCUGUCGACGCUGUCGUAAAAAUUCAGGUCAAUGAUCAACUCCUUGACGUUGACUCCGAUGAUGGAACCGAGGGAAAUCGACAAGAAGGAAAGAGUGAGGAUCGCUUGUCACCGAUUGUUGAGCAUGUGUCGGCUUUCAGUGAUGAGGAGUCCAAUGGAUCAAAGGUCAAUGGACAGGCUAGAGGAGUUUUAGAUAGCAUGCUUGUUCUUUUUGUGUAAAUAUUUACGGCUGGCACAAAGAAAAAGGAGGAGAAAAGAUUUCAGACUUUUUUCAUCGAGAAACUCGAUAAUUUCUCCAGGAACUCCGGAGUUCCGUUAGAAAAAUCUUCCCCGGUAGAUUUUUCUAGAGUUCUGAAGGAAUUAUAUGGGAAAUUCUACCGGAGAUCUAUAGGAGUUCUGAUAAAAAAAACGCUAUAGGAGUUCCGGGAAAAUGCUAUAGGAGUUCCGUUAAAAUUUUAUUGGAUAUUGCAUAAAAAUCCCGAGGCU